Molecule: messenger RNA, 868 nt
Organism: Agrilus planipennis (emerald ash borer)
Lineage: Eukaryota; Metazoa; Arthropoda; Insecta; Coleoptera; Buprestidae
Exons: 5
Coding region: 110-853 (247 amino acids)
Source: RefSeq, a predicted model, not a curated record
GAAUUACUGUGUUCUAUUAAUGAAGUGAAUCAGGUGAUUUUCGUUUUCUUCUCAUAUAUAGGUACAUUAAUAACUAUUAUUAGGCUAUAAGGUGCCUAUGCUGUAAAGAAUGACUUCAGAUUGGAAAAGGUCUCAUAAUAUUCCAUUUCCAACAAUUUGGCACCGAUUUACAGGACGGAAGCCAACGUCAAAUGGAGAGUUACCAAACUUUUGGGUUCAGGAUAUGCCCGAAGAUUUAUAUGAAGUAGCUAUAAAUUUAAUGCAGAAACAUUUCUUGAGAGAUGAACCUCUUGGUAGAUUUUCAAAAGCUAUAGAUAACCCAGUGUUUGUGGAGGAGUGGACAGAAGUGCUAAAUGAAGUAUUGAAGGAUAGACUUGCUUUGGUGUGUUUUAUGGAAAACCCUGAUAAGACCAGACAACCGAUUAUCGCAGGAUUAAAUAUAACUGCUGUUGCCAGAAAAGAUGAAAAACUGCCGCAGGGUGUAUCUAAACAAGGUCGCCAAUUUGUCCAAACAGCUGAAUUUUUAUCAAAAAUGAAAGAUCCCUUUGAUACUCUAGGUGUAAACGAGUAUUUAACUGCGUAUGGUUUAUUGGUACUUCCAGAAUUUCGGGGACAAAACUUAGGAUUAGAAAUUUUAAAAGCAAGAGAACCUCUUUGUAAAGCAGUAGGACUUAAAGCUACAGUUACAAUGUUUACCUCCAUCAUUUCUCAAAAGCUCGCAGAAAGAGCUGGAUUCAAGGUGCUUAGUGAAAUUUCUUACCUCAAAUUAGAAGAAAUUGACCCUUUUCUUACUUUUCCUGGUAUACAUGAACAUACAAAAAAUGUGAAAAAUAUGUACCUUACGUAUGAAUAAAUUGUUUUAUAGUUA